ACUCUGGGACGAAGGUCCUUCCUCUUCCAUCCCUUCUACCUCCAUAUGCAACGACUGUGCUGACCCAGUGUUUUUCUACCCUACAGAGAGGCACAGAGACAGACAGCAGACAGUCGGGUUUUAUCUAGAGGAAAACAGCUGGUGGAGCAUCAGGUGCUGAGAUGGAGUAGAAACGCAGUCCCACCGUCGUAUACCCGCGGGAAAAGCGUGAAUGAUUACCUCAGAGGACGGUAGCGCACACACAGAGCUCACCUGCGUAUACCUGGCCUUUAUCAGUGUUAACGAUGUCAGGUGGGAGCCUGUUCGGCAAGGUGCGGUCCGCCUUCAGGAGGGAGCGAAGCGACUGGGACCUGAGCGACACUGCUCCCCUUGACUUUUCGGACGAGCUGGUGGACGAUGAGACGCCCAGAUUCAACAAGCUUAAGGUUGUGGUGUCCGGAGAGAUGUCGGACUACUCCUCCGGAGCGCCGUCCAACGGUAUGGCCGUGAACACGCUGGUGGUGGCGGAUGAUGAUGACUCCCUACUGGACUCCUCUUCCAGCCUGAGCAGCCCAGGGUUAAACAUGGAUCCUUGUGAAAACUGCACUAAGAAGAGGGAGAGUAUCAAACACAAGAGAGUGAUGAAGAGGCUCGGCAUUGCAGCUUUGCUCUAUGUUCUUUUCAUGACCGGAGAAUUUAUUGGUGGUUACGUGUCCAACAGUUUAGCCAUCAUGACAGAUGCUUUACACAUUUUAGCUGAUCUUGUGGGCAUUAUGUUUUCUAUGCUGGCCCUCUAUCUCACCACAAAGCUGCCGACCAAGAGGUUUACUUUCGGGCUGCAUCGCCUUGAGGUGGUAGCAGCAGUCCUCAGCGUGCUGCUCAUCUAUAUACUGACAGCCAUACUGCUCUAUGAGGCGGUUCAGAGGACAGUGCACCAGGACUUCAACAUAGAUGGUGAUGUCAUGCUCAUCACUGCAGCUGUGGGGGUGGCUGUUAACCUCAUAAUGGGUUUCUUGUUAAACCAAGGUGGUCACCUGCACUCACACGGCCACGGUCACUCUCACGCCCCUGCUGGUGCUUCCAAUUCACAGUCAGGUCAGCAGCAGAGGCCGCAUGGCAGCCUCGCUGUUAGAGCUGCGUUCAUCCACGCUUUGGGAGAUCUCCUACAGAGUGUCGGGGUACUCAUAGCUGCCUACAUCGUCCGGUUCAAGCCAGAGUUGAAGUUGGCAGACCCCAUCUGCACGUACAUCUUCUCUAUUCUGGUUCUCUUCACCACAGUACGCAUCAUACGAGACACAGGAGUCAUUGUGCUGGAGGGUGUUCCCAGGCACCUGGACACUCAGCGAAUCAGAGAGGACCUCCUUAAGCUGGAAGAUGUCCAAUCAGUGGAUGAGCUGAACGUCUGGGCGCUGACAGCAGACAAGACUGCAGCGCUGGUGCAUCUCCAGCUCACACCCUCCAGUGAUAACAACUGGGAGGAGGUCCAGGCGAAGGCGCGCCACCUGCUGCUUCACACCUACGGCCUCACCAUGUGCACAGUGCAGAUCCAGACGCACAGGCAGAGGGUGACACGCAGUUGCACAAACUGCCAGCAGCCCAGCGCUUAAAAAAGGGACAUCAGCAGUUCAGUACAUGGUGUCGAUGGCAGAAAGUACAACAUGCAGAGGGGCCUGAAUGUCGCAGCGCUGCUGCAGCUUAGUGCCAUAGCAGGAACCACAGCACACUGAUGUAACUGGAAAAAGAGAGGCGCCAAAGGACAGCCCGAGGAAUAACAACAGACCUAAUUAAGGGAGAUCUACAGUGUCCGGGGACCUCACGUCUUCAUGCUUGCAAAGCUUUUGAAGUGGGAGUUGAAUGUUUCACCUGACUAGAAUGACAAAAACUUGCCCUUAAUUCACCAUCAAAGCCUCUUCCAAAUCAUGACACUUUUUAUUUUCUGUUUUAUAAUUUGAGUUAUCACGACUGAUGUUUUGUUUUCAGAUGUAAAUUUUACCUUUUUGUUAGAACUGCGCACUAUGAUUUUAUUACUUUAAAAAGAAGGUCAGUCAAUAAAGUUUUACCUCAUAUCUGGCAAGAUAUUUGGCCACAGUGAGGACCUGUACUCCUUAUGAGCAGAAAAAGUGAGCAAAAAUUGCACCAAUGUGUCCCUUUAAGAGACGAUACAGCUCACUACAUGCUUUUCAUGUUGUUUAGCCAGUGUAAGUAGUAAGGCAGACUUUAAAAUAAUAAAUAACCUUAGAGGUUCUUAAAUUGAUAAACUGACAACACUUAAAGUUAAUUGGCAUUUUUGAUAUCAAUUAUUGUAGCUCUCUUAACUAAAUGUGGUGAGAAGGCAACUGACAAUCAAACCUUAACAUUAACUAAAGGGACAUGCUUAAAUGGUUAGCUUUAGCGUGGUGUUGUCCACUCUGCAUACACUGCAUUCCCCCCAUAUCAUAAACUGACAGUAUUAUAAUACAGACAGUUGUGGGAGUAUUUCCAGCAUAUCAGAGUUGCAGUGUUUUGAUGGAGGAGGUUGCAAUUUGCCUGCUAUGAUCUUUACAGUGUUAUCUCUAUCACUUCUUAAGAGGCUGUGGGGGGUUUGUGUGUAAGCCUUUCCACAUCUCUGAUAUUAAUCAUCAGGGGAAGUCACGAUUGUUGGUUUUGUUUAUAAUAAAGUGUUUUAAUUUUUU
Molecule: messenger RNA, 2651 nt
Organism: Archocentrus centrarchus (flier cichlid)
Lineage: Eukaryota; Metazoa; Chordata; Actinopteri; Cichliformes; Cichlidae
Gene: slc30a4
Product: solute carrier family 30 member 4
Exons: 8
Coding region: 285-1586 (433 amino acids)
Biological process (GO): response to zinc ion; zinc ion transmembrane transport
Cellular component (GO): plasma membrane
Molecular function (GO): zinc ion transmembrane transporter activity
Source: RefSeq, a predicted model, not a curated record